Messenger RNA from Oppiella nova, 955 nucleotides. The record is from the annotation of a GenBank genome assembly. Lineage: Eukaryota; Metazoa; Arthropoda; Arachnida; Sarcoptiformes; Oppiidae.
CAGCUCCGGUAUUUUACUACAACCCUAAGGCUGUACGACUCGUUUCCGGUGACCGAUUGGCUGACGAGUGGCGAUAUAUUGCCGGCGAUUGACGCGCUCUAUGCCGUCGAUGCCAUUCAUGAGGCCAUUGAAACAUUAUGUUAUGCGAGACGUCAUACGGGUCCUGUUAAUAGACCCCGAGAUGAGGCCAGGGAUCCAACUACUCCAUCUCACUCAUGCUCACUCGACUACACCAUCGACUACCUUAUACUAGCCCUUCAAUGGCCGACCAGUUCGUGCUUAAAGUACGACAACAUCUGUAACGUCGACGCAGAUUACAGUUGUUGGCAAAUACACGGCCUGUGGCCGCAGCGCCGGCAUGAGCCCCACCAACAGGAGGUCCAGUGGUGCUGCGCGACUGCGUACGACCCGUCCCUUUUGGACCCAAUCCGGGCCGAAUUGACCCGCAAAUGGAUGACCCUUAAUGUGACCGCUGAUAACGACUAUUUUUGGGGCCACGAGUACGAUAAACAUGGAUCAUGUGGUCGCAGUUCGCCGGCAUUGGCCGAUCAGCUCCGGUAUUUUACUACAACCCUAAGGCUGUACGACUCGUUUCCGGUGACCGAGUGGCUGACGAGUGGCGAUAUAUUGCCGGAGAAUGACGCGCUCUAUGCCGUCGAUGCCAUUCAUGAGGCCAUUGAAAGUAAGCUUAACAGCAGUAGAGUGCGUCUGAAUUGCGGUGACCCGAGUGGACCCGAAUGGGCCCCCAUUUUGUCGGAAAUUUAUAUAUGUCUGGACGUGGACACCUUUCAGCCCAUUGACUGCGAGGGCGAAGAUAACAAGAAUACGAAGAAUUUAAUCCAAUAUCCCAAACAUUAAAUCAGCUUGAUAAUUGCUACAAAAGCAUGUAUACUCUACAAAUAAAUACUCCAAGUAUUUGUUUUAAAUUGAAUUAAAAAUUGAAUUAUAAAACUUA